UUUGACCACGUUCGUUAGAGCUCACCUGGUUGUGAAAGCCGAAGUGCUCUGUUGUCACACUAUGCUGCUCACCUUGGGAUUGGCCACAGACUUUUAUUUAGGAUAGGCAUAUUAUUAUUUUCGGGGCAUUUAACAUUCAUGUGUGCGUUCAAAAUGUCUGUCUUCGUACUUUUGUUCCUUUUCGCGACACUUUCGACGGUGGACAGCGUGGGGAAAUGGUCGCUGAAUUACAUCUACACUGCUCUGUCAAAGCCAGUAGAAUUGCCUGGUAUCCAUGAGUUCACUGCCAUGGGUCUGAUGAAUGACAAACAGAUUGAUUACUAUGACAGUGUGUCAAAGAAGAAGAUUCCCAAACAGGACUGGAUGAGGGAGAAGCUGCCAGCAGACUACUGGGAUAAAGGCACUCAGUCACGCAAGAGCAAGGAGCAGUGGUUCAAAGUCAACGUCAACAUCCUGAUGGAUCGCAUGAGGCACAACAACACUGAUGUCCAUAUUCUUCAGUGGACACAUGGCUGUGAGAUUGACCAACAGAGUGACGGCACAUUGAAAUUCAUAAAGGGCACAGACCAGUACAGCUACGAUGGUGAAGACUUCCUGGCCUUUGAUGAUGCCAAUAUGCAGUGGGUGGCCCCAGUUGUUCAAGCUCAGCCGACUAAGAGGAAGUGGGACGGGGUCCAGAUCCUCAACCAGUACACCAAGGGCUACCUGGAGAAGGAGUGUGUGGACUGGCUUUCCAAAUUCAUGGCAUACGAGGACAAAGAAGUCAGUAGGGCUGAUUCCCCAAAGGUCUAUGCGUUUGCUAAAAAGGCCAAAACUGCCGGAAAUGUCCGACUGACCUGCAUGGCCACAGGUUUCUAUCCCAAAGAUGUGAUUAUGCAAAUGAAGAAGAAUGGUGUUCCAUUGACCGAACGUGAUGGAGUGCAGUCUACAGGAGUCCUACCCAAUGAUGAUGCCACCUACCAGAUCAGGAUGAGUGUGCAGAUCCCAGAGGCAGAUAAGGAAACUUAUGAAUGCUCUGUCAACCAUGUAGCUUUGAAGGAGCCAGUUGUGGUAAAAUGGGAUGGGAAAUGCUGCGAUUGUACCCGAGUAACAGGUGUUAUCAUUCGUGCUGUUGUUGUGGUGGUCCUCCUGCUGACCGUGGUUCCAUGUUGCUCCAUGUUGGUUCUUUGGAAGAAAGGCAAAAUAUUUGCUGGUAAAAAAGGAGAUCUACCAGCUACUGGGAUCCAGGCACCUCUAAAUGGCAAUGGAAAUGGAGCAGCCGUUUUGAACAUGCCUGGGACAAAGGAUGACACUAGCAGCACUGACUCUGGUCAAGGCAGCAUCGAACGUCUAGAGAGGGAGGCAAUGCUGCCUAAUGGUGGGACAAAGGAUGACACUAGCAGCACUGACUCUGGUCAAGGCAGCAUCGAACGUCUAGAGAGGGAGGCAAUGCUGCCUAAUGGUGGGACAAAGGAUGACACUAGCAGCACUGACUCUGGUCAAGGCAGCAUCGAACGUCUAGAGAAGGAGGCAAUGCUGCCUAAUGGAGCCAUUGAGGAGUGACUGACAACCUAAAUCUGGCAAACAACAUGUGAUUCUGUUUUGUCAACAAAUACUGUCAAUCUGGAUGUGUACAUUCCCAAGAAUUGACCGUUUUGAUCAGCUUGGAUUUGAAUAAUUAUUAAUGAACGUUUUGAACUUUUGAAUAUCAUAAUAGAAUUAUUUUUCAACAAAUUGACUUGUAAACCGCCUAUAUGUGGGCCAUUUUAAUGUAUUGGUAUUGGAACCUUAUUCUAUUUCUAUUGUAGGUUGUUUAUUUUAAACUAGAAACCAAUCAUUUAAAUCGUUGCACACACAUAAACACACAUGCACUGAACUGCUUUUUAAAUAUGUUUUGUUUUCAUUUUUCGGGGAAAGUAUAAAUCACUGCUUUAAUAAAAUACUCCUUUAUGAACCAA
Oncorhynchus tshawytscha (Chinook salmon) is the source of this 1937-nucleotide messenger RNA. Its product is annotated as H-2 class I histocompatibility antigen, Q10 alpha chain. Gene Ontology annotation, cellular component: external side of plasma membrane. Gene Ontology annotation, biological process: immune response. The coding region runs from base 139 to 1542 and encodes 467 amino acids. The record is from RefSeq and is a predicted model, not a curated record. Lineage: Eukaryota; Metazoa; Chordata; Actinopteri; Salmoniformes; Salmonidae. The transcript has 14 exons.